CUCAAGUUUGGCUCACUUUACUCGUGUGUUCUCAAGUAAUUUUAAUUGUUUCAUAAAUUUACUUGUAUAUUCAUUCAAAUGUUUCUAAAAAUCAUGCAAUCAUCAAUUCGCGUACUGAGAAGAGGUUACAUAAAUCAUGCGACCGGUCCAAUGGUCGGUGCUGUUCGAUAUUCUUCAACUGCGACAGAUCCCGAUGGACCCGUUGAGCUGGAAGAGAAUCCCUUUGCUAAGGAUCGUGCACAAUGUAUUCUAUGCAAGAAUAACAUUUCGCCUGACUACAAGAACGUCCAACUACUAUCACAAUUCCAAAGUCCUUAUACCGGCCGAAUCUAUGGAAAACACAUAACCGGUUUAUGUAGAAAGCGCCAGGAGCAAGUUGAGAAUGAAAUCAUCAAAGCUCAGAAUGCCGGCUUUAUGCCAACUUAUCACAAGGCUGUCGAGUUCCUAGAGGACCCCAAACUGUUUAAUCCGGAACGGCCCAUGCGACCACAUAAAUAUUAAAUUUGUUUGGUGUAGUUUCAGUAAUAGACGGACUAAAAAG
Messenger RNA from Ochlerotatus camptorhynchus, 541 nucleotides. RefSeq names its product mitochondrial ribosomal protein S18C (gene mRpS18C). Gene Ontology annotation, cellular component: mitochondrial small ribosomal subunit; ribosome. Gene Ontology annotation, molecular function: structural constituent of ribosome; small ribosomal subunit rRNA binding. The transcript is spliced from 2 exons. Gene Ontology annotation, biological process: mitochondrial translation. The record is from RefSeq and is a predicted model, not a curated record. Bases 79 to 501 code for a protein of 140 amino acids. Lineage: Eukaryota; Metazoa; Arthropoda; Insecta; Diptera; Culicidae.